Molecule: messenger RNA, 1862 nt
Organism: Meloidogyne enterolobii
Lineage: Eukaryota; Metazoa; Nematoda; Chromadorea; Rhabditida; Meloidogynidae
Source: the annotation of a GenBank genome assembly
UUAUUGAUUUAGCCUUCCCUCAAUAGUGGUUGUCAACAGCGUAAAAUUAGUAUAGAAUUGCAUGUGCAAGGCCGAAAGGACAUAUAUAUGUAUUCACAAAUCCUUUUUAUUUCUCAUUCCGCUCAUUUUACACUUUUUACGUCAUCUUAUAGUUAAGGCAAUUCUUAAUGUAAAAUAAAUUUUUAUUUUAAAAAUUGUAGAUGACCUGCUUUUGGCAAAAUAUUUUAGGUUUUGAAAAUUAUUGCGAAAAAUGACAACAUAUUCCGCAAAUUCCAACAUCCAAUUUCCAUCCUUUUCCAAUUUAAAGAUUAAUCAAAUUGUGAUCUUUAAAUGACAACCUCCCUUCCAUGUCAUUCACCGUAAAUCCCCUUAACAUCUCAAAGCAAUCCCUUCAACAAUAAGUCCCUCAAUCGAGGACUUAUUGAAUAAUUUACAAAUAAAUUAUAAUAAUUACAAUAAAGCACUCUGGCAAACAUUACCUCAAAUGUUAUUGAAAUUCUUUUUACAUUUUAAUUGUGUAUUCCUAAUUAACAUUAAUAAAUCUUAUUGUCCCACGUAUUUGACCGUUUUUAUCUUUAAAAAUAUUUUUAUCAACAGUUUCAAAGUAACAACUUGUUUUUAAUUUUCACUCAAUUUUAACAAAUACCCCCAAAUUCAUUGACAGAAUUCACAAAACAAUUUUUUUUAUUUUCGCCCAAAAAAUAUUCACUCGUCGAUUGGUCCUUUUACAUCUUUUUUCUUCUUCUUCUUCUCAAACAAGCCCUCUAAAAUAACAACUCUUUUCAUCCGCCCCAAUCGUCGAUUGCUCGUGACACUCUUACAUUUUUACAUGUUAUAUACACGUACACUAAUAAGUUUUUAAGAGAAUCUCUUCAGUGCGCGAAUUUUCUGUUUUCUUUUUGAUUGUUUUUUUCGAUUUUAAAUUUCGUUAAUUGCUGAAAUUUUGUUAUUUUCAAUUUUUCUUUAUUUGCAGUGAAAAAUAAAUAAAUGAAGGUGUUUACAGUUGGGCUGGAUCAAAAGCCCGUUGAAGAAAAUAAGGAGAAGACUGACUCCCCUCCACCCGGCUAUUCAACAACUGAAACCCGCAUUCCUCUUCCAAUGGGGCCUGAACUUCCACGUCCAUCGCUUCCAAUACCGCCUCCACAACCUAUUAUUGUGCGUAAAUCUCGUGGUUAUAAAGGAAUCUUGCUUGUUAUGCUUUCCGUCUUCGUUAUGGCUAUUUUUGCUCUUGUCCUUUCUGAGAUGGCAUAUAGUCGCCAACGAGAUGAAAACUAUUUUAAACUCCGUUGGGCUGAAUUAAAACAACGUUUUGGUUAUGAAAAUGAUGGAAACGUUGAUUACUAUACACAGGCAGCUAAUGCUAUUAGUGAUAAAUUGCUUAGUUUGACUAAGAGCAAUGAAAUCCAACUUCCACGUGUCCCUCAGUCAGCGUCUCUCGAGGAGGAGACAACCAGCAGCUCAACAACUCAGGACACCCCUGUAGUAGCUAUUGAUACUUUCCCAAUGGCUCCAUCAAAAAUUGGCAAUUCUGCCGAUUCUUCAAUUUCCCGUUCUUCACAAACAUCAGAUGAAGUAGAACCUCCACAUCCUUUUUUCGGUUCCGGCAAUUUUAAUGGAGCUUUUAGUCAAAUACGUGAUGCACGUCUUAAAUUUCUUCGAAAUAUUUUACAGAAAAUUAAACAGCAUGCCGAGGAUAUUGGCUUUGAUGGAACUAUGCAGGCAUUUAAUUUCAAAUUUCUUUACUAAAAUAAAAUCAUUGAAGGUUUCAAUAGUCGAAGUUGAGCCCCAAAAUAGUGACAGUAGCUCUACAUCAAAUGAAGAUAAUAACAACAACAAUAAUUUAUUAUCUAACGGAAAUUGGC